This is a messenger RNA of Folsomia candida, 2006 nucleotides long. RefSeq names its product dnaJ homolog subfamily A member 2. Gene Ontology annotation, cellular component: cytoplasm; cytosol. Lineage: Eukaryota; Metazoa; Arthropoda; Collembola; Entomobryomorpha; Isotomidae. The transcript is spliced from 8 exons. Gene Ontology annotation, molecular function: Hsp70 protein binding; ATP binding. The record is from RefSeq and is a predicted model, not a curated record. Gene Ontology annotation, biological process: protein refolding; response to heat. Bases 508 to 1758 code for a protein of 416 amino acids.
AUUGCCAAUCGCUCCUUGCACUCUUCAUCAUCAGGCAAGCAAGUCAUCCUCAGUUCUCCGUCAAUUCACAAUUAACUUCCUCACUCUCAAAAUCAAUUUGUGCAUUAUUCCCAUUUAACCAUCGUCGUUAAAGGUCAACGUCUGACAUCCCACCAAAUCAGAACGACGCCAAGCAUGCUCUUCAAAUAAGCACAUUCAAAAUUGUUUCAAGAACACACAAGUCACAUCUUCUAUCGCUAUAUCACAUAUUAUGCCAUUUUCAUAAUUAUUAAUUAUUCAGGAGACGCUAUUCUAAUUUCAACUCAGCUCACGAAUUAUAUUGUUAUUUUUUGCUGUGAUAAAUCCGUUAGUCGGGGUCAGUCGAGUACUUGAAGAUAUUGAUAUUGUGUGUGAUUUCGGUCGAACAAAUCGUGUCGUUUGUCGAGAACAAAGAAACUUGAAGGUCACAACGAUUGUGAACAGGAAAAUCGACAAGCAAAGGACGAAUUUUAACACUUGUUUGAAAUAAUGGCUGCCAGAGGAAGUGGCGUUGAUUCGCAAUUAUACGAGACAUUGGGAGUGUCUAGGACAGCUUCAGAUUCAGAAAUUAAAAGGGCGUAUCAUCGGCUUGCCAAGGAGUUUCAUCCUGACAAGAACCCCAGAGCAGGAGAUAAGUUCAAAGAGAUAUCCUACGCGUAUGAUGUAUUGUCUGAUCCAAAAAAGAAAGAGGUCUAUGAUCGAUAUGGAUUAAGGGGGUUGCAAGAAGGUGGAGGCCAUGAUGGAGACCACUUUGGUGGUGGCGGAUUUCCCGGAGAUUUCUUUUCAGACUUAUUCGGCGGAGGCGGUGGGCCUAGCAUGUUUUUUGGAGGAGGUGCCCACGGUCAUCGUCAAAGGAAAUCCGAAGAUUCAAUGAAACCUCUCAAGGUGACAUUGGAAGACCUAUACCUUGGAAAAUCACACACCAUGAAACAUGAACGGAAAGCUGUGUGUAAAGAUUGCAGCGGACUUGGAACUUUAAAUGCGAAAAGUUCGAAACCUUGUGCGGAUUGUCGAGGUAGUGGCAUGAAAAUGCAAUAUAGACAACUUGGGCCGGGACUAGUUCAACAAAUUCAUUCUACAUGCAACAAGUGCGGCGGACAGGGUACAGUGAUUCCAGACAAAGAUCGUUGCAAAAAAUGCGUUGGUACGAAAAUCAUGCAAGAAGUAAAGGACAUUGAGGUUCAUGUCGACAAAGGCAUGUCUCACGGAACAAAGAUAGUUGUCCGGGGUGAAGGUGAUGAAGAACCUGGUGUCACACCUGGUGAUUUAAUAUAUGUCCUACAACAAGAAGCACAUGAUUUGUUUGAACGAAAUGGCGAUAAUUUGGUUAUGACACGGAAUAUAUCGCUGACAGAAUCGCUUUGCGGUUUCCAGUUUUCUAUUCGCCACCUAGAUGGACGUGACUUAGUCAUUUCGAGAACACCAGGACAUGUUGUAGCUACAGAAACUAUGCAAAUUGUUCUUGGCGAGGGAAUGCCUCAUUAUAAACGGCCAUUCGACAAAGGAAAUUUGUUGAUAAAGUUCAAGGUUGAUUUUCCAUCAUCCCACUUCACUGACGAAAAAUCGCUAAAAGUUUUGGAGACAAUCUUGCCUUCUCGCCCCCCGUUUAUUAGGCCAGAUGGGGACAAUGUUGAAGAUGUCGAUCUUUGCGAUUAUGAACCUGGGACUGGAGGAGCGCAAGAUAGUGAUGACGAUGAAGAUGACCCACGAGGGCAGCGCAUAGGUUGUGCUCAUCAAUAAUAUUAAUAUUUAAUAGCCUCAAUUCAUUUUUACCCGUACUUUCGUUUCAUACUUCUUUAACAAUAAUUGAUGCUGCUAUAUACUGAUAGUAUUUUAUGGAUUUUGUACACUAAAGUUCAUGGUGCACUUUGCACAAAUACGAAUCCAAAUUAUCCAUAUGUAAAAAGUAAGCCAUUUAUGCGACACUGUAAUUUGUACUAAUGUUUACGAAAAUAAAUGGAGAACCACUAAUGUGAGAACGACAUCCA